Molecule: messenger RNA, 457 nt
Organism: Pocillopora meandrina
Lineage: Eukaryota; Metazoa; Cnidaria; Anthozoa; Scleractinia; Pocilloporidae
Source: the annotation of a GenBank genome assembly
AUGGCCAUUGGCAUGAAACUUUGGUUUAAGAAACUUGCCAUGAAUCAAACAAGCCGAUCAUAUCAAAGGAAUGAAAUGAUAAACAGAAGAGUGUCUGUCAUGUUGUGUAAUUGCUUUGACAUUUGAAAUACGUUAGUUUCCUUUCUGGCUCGCCAGUGUUUAUUGCUCUACUGCCAAGUCCACAUCAGUCUCUCACGGCUACCAUCUAAACUUUGUUGCGAAGUUCUUGAGACUCUGUAACUCCGCGUUGAAUCCGUGUAUUUAUUUCUCUUGCAGUGAAAGUUUUUGUCAGGGUGUCAAACAACUUCGGCAGAGAAGUUACAACUCGGUUCGUUGCAAAAGGGGCCAAGGUUUCACCAGCUAUACGGUGAAUAGGAAUGACGCCUUGCAGACCGUAAGCGUUAAGCGCUUUUCGACUUACUGUUGGGAAAACAAAGACCAAACUAACCAAAACGGG